Messenger RNA from Neltuma alba, 504 nucleotides. RefSeq names its product RING-H2 finger protein ATL16-like. The transcript has a single exon. Gene Ontology annotation, molecular function: transferase activity. The record is from RefSeq and is a predicted model, not a curated record. Gene Ontology annotation, biological process: protein ubiquitination. NCBI's taxonomy places the organism in Eukaryota, Viridiplantae, Streptophyta, Magnoliopsida, Fabales, Fabaceae. The coding region runs from base 1 to 504 and encodes 167 amino acids.
AUGGCUGACGAGCAAAGCCCCUUGACACUCUCACCUCCCUCUCCCCCUCCUCCUCCGUCGUCUUCUUCUUCCCCAAACUCCGGCAUGACCAUGCUGUACUACGGCCUGGCGGUGGUCGGAACCGCCGCCAUAGUGUUAGCCAUGUACAACCUCAUCAUCAUCAGACGGUGCAGCCGCAGCCGGCGGCAGCUGCAAGGGACAGGGGACGACCGGGAGGUGGAGGUGGUGAUCGGGCCCGGAAGUAGCAGCCGGAGCUUUGAAUGCUCGAACAGGAACUUGCUUUCGAGCUUCAGGUAUAAGAAAGAAGCAAAAGAGAAGGAAGGAGGAGGAGGAAGAGGUGAAGAAUAUGAAUGCCCAGUUUGCUUAUCGGUGUUCGAAGAAGGCGAAGAAGUGAGGAAGCUACCUCAGUGUAAUCAUUCGUUUCAUGCGAUGUGUAUAGACAUGUGGCUUUAUUCUCACUUGGAUUGCCCAAUCUGUCGAACACCUGUUGGGAUAACAGAGUGA